AUGAGAGAGGAGACUGGUAAUGAACUACGUCACUAUAAUAUCAUGAACCAAAGCGAGGCUCGGAAUUGAUUACCCGGAAUCGAAAAUCAUCGUCGUUCUCGUAAAGUGUCAAAUCUGUGUUCUCUCUUCGUGUGUGCAAGUGUUUAACAGUUAAAAUGUCAGAUUACUACGACAUUUUGGAGGUUCCAAGAAGUGCAACCGAUCAAGACAUCAAGAAAGCGUAAGUGUUUUUGCUAGUUUGAAUAUCUUCUGAAUCAUUUGCUGUUAUUAAUUCUUCACGUCAUGACUAGGCAAACCCAUAGUUCCCCCUUUGUAACAGCAUGCAGGUAUAUUUAGAGUUGAGAUGCUUCCACAAAUCUUACUUGUAAGCUAGAAAGAACAUAUGUACAAACGUUCAUCGUCUUUUCUGCAUAAGGUUGCUGUAAGCUUUUAAGCAUGUAUUGAAAAUUUACAUAAGACUUAAGUGUGGUGUAUACGUUGCACAUUUCAGGAUUGAUACUUCUAUUGUAAUUAAGUUAUCUUUUAAUACUUUAAACUAACCUUGCUUCGAAUCACAUGCAAAGUUAUGUUUGACGUUUUUAUAAGGUUUUAUCCCAUGCAAUAUCCUUUGUCCAUAUACAUAAAAUUAAAGGCACUGUGUGUUGGUAUAAUAUUGUUAUUCUUCAUUUUGAAAAAUGAGACGACUCGAACAUGACUUGGCUAUUAAAUGAAGGGUGUAAGUUCUGUACGAACGUCAUUAUUUUGUUUAUCCAGAAAGGAAAAGGGAAACCACAUUUAUAAAGUUUCUAAAGUGAGAUUGUUGGAAAUAGAAUUUUGAGGUUUUCUUGUGUACACAUGCAAACUCAGUGUUUUGCUCUUUUUGACAGAUCUGUUUGUUUAUUUGUGUAUAUCAUUUAAUACAGAUUCCUGAAAUAUUAAGACGGAAUCCACCAGGACAUUGACUAAUUUUGAUUUUAAGCGGACAAAAAUCUUGUACCAGAAUAAUUUAAAGCAUAUUGCAUUCUUUUUUAUAAGGGCUAAAGAUGUAAUAAAUCAUCUAUACCAACACCCAAAAAACUUGUAACACAAAAAACCAUCCGUGAAAUCGCCUUUCUGAAUAUAAGUCCCCCCCGGGGGCUUGUACUUGGAAAUUGCCCUAAAAUGUAUAGUAAGACAUAGCAAAAAUGGUAAAUUUCCUUCCAACUAUAAGCUAGCCCAAUCGAUUUUGAAACGCAAAUUUCCCUCCGUACAGAAGCCCCUCCAAAAAUAAGCCCCUUAAAAAGGGCCUUUGAAAAAUAUAAGCCUCAGGGCUCAUUUUCAAAAUUUUACGGUAUGUUAAGCAAACCCAUUCUGUAUUGUCUACAAUUAUCAAUAGUUUUACCAGUUAUGCACACAUCAAGGAGAUUUUUUGUGCACUUACAUGUAGUGUAUUUUGCUAGCUUCAUAUUUUGUAAUUGAUGAUAUACCACAACUGAUCACAGCAAGUACAUAAGAUAUUUAGAGCCACACUUAAUGCUAUUAUGGAAAUGCUGAAUCACAUCUGUUAUUUCCAUUUCAUGUAUCUCAUCUGCCACAGCAGUAGAUUAAUGUCACUUUCACCUAGUCACACAACAGUAGAUGAACAUGAAGUAUUUUUUCCUACAGGUUGGGUUCUACCCCAAUCUAGAUGAAAGUUUUUUAUUCCAGACAAAUGUGGUGUACUGUACAUAAUCAGAGCAUAUUAUAAACCUCAAUGCAUUUCCAUUUUCUUUUUGGAAGGUUUUGGUAAUAAGCUUUAUUCUCCUAGUACAUAUCUCAAUGGUUCUCUGUCAUGGCAGGAGCCUCCAAAUUUACAAAGUAACCGUUGACUUUCUUCUUGAACAUUCUUAUGCUUCUUAACUUUAUUUCUGCUUGUACAUCUUCCAUGCAGUGUUUACUUCCUGCAGGUUGACCACAUAUGUUCUAUGAUUUUCGCAUCAUGAACUCAUCAAUUAUGCAGCCAAUGUAUGGUGUACUUGUUUACAAUACUUAUUUUCUUCAAGAAGUGUUAACAGUAUUGCUCAUUAUAGUUUAACAAAUAAAACUCAUUCUCAUCAACACUUAAAACAUCAGCAUGAGAUUACUCACUUUGAGGUCACUUUCCAGUUAGCUUGAAGUUAUUUACAGCUGUACCUGGCCCCAGUUAUUCGAAUGUUGGAUAGCACUAUCCAGCGGAUGCAAAUGUACAUGUACAGAAAUACAGAAGAUAAAAUUCGAAAUCUACGUAAAGAUAUCAACAGGAACUACAAUUAGUCAAGAAAUGUUAAAACAAACCGUAAAUAAGAAUAAUAUUCACGUACCCGUUGGUGUCUUUCAAGUUUCGCAACUAGUAGUAAUGAUCUUACUAAUCAACGAUUGUUAUACCAUGUCAUUAGUCGUGAUUAUAUCAUGUAUGAAUUUUGUGUUAUACUGAAACAGUUCUGACCUCAGUUAUUAACUGAGGCUUACUGUGUUGUGCAUGUGUAAUGUACAAGUACUUAGGUGUUGAAUGCAUAUUUCUUGGAUGUUGUUUUACAGAUAUAGGAAAUUAGCUUUAAAAUGGCACCCUGACAAAAACCCAGAUAAUAAGGAGCAAGCCGAGGAAAAGUUCAAAUUGAUAUCAGAAGCUUAUGAUGUAUUGUCAGACAGUAAGUUGGAUAAACAUUUUGUUUGGUGUGAAAGUAAAUAAUAUUCUUUUAGUAACGAAAUUUGUAAACUGACAUGUUUGCAGUAACCACUUAAUAAUAAUAAUAAUAAUAAUAAUAAUAAUAAUCCAUUUAUAUAGCGCCUUUUCUAAAAGAUUCAAAGGCGCUGUUUACAAAAAAUCAGAUAGAAGUAAAAAGUAAAAUAAUCACAAGAAGUGGAUUUAGUGGAUUCCUUUUUAACUGUGCGCAUACUCAAACCAGGGCGCUUGAGAGAAGAUUAUACGAUCACAAUUGUCUUUUGAAAACAAAAGAUUCUCAAGUUUUUUGCGAGUCUCUUCUUACUGUAAAAUAUUCGUGAAACAAAUUGCGUAAGUUGGUGUAGUAGAUCAAAGAGCUGACCCUCUCAGGCCUGGAUAAUAUUAAGCGGCAAAUUUGUGACAGAGCAGGCAAGUUGAUUAAAUUUUCCUCCUAAAAUAAAAUGGUUGAGCUGAACUUGUCUGGAAACUAGUUUUGGACAAAAUUCCUUGGCGUGAUUUCAGCCGUCUCUCAGGUCUGGUCAUUGAUCCUCCCCGAAGAUCAGGGGAUAAAUGUGGGCUCAUAUUCCCACACAACGGUUGGUAAUCGAGCCUACCAAAUUCCUAGACAUUUUGGUUGAAUGUGUUGUACAAUGCACCUUUUAUAAAUUUUUUACUGACUACCCCUCCCCCCCCCCCCCCCCGCGUUACCAGAAAACCCUUUUGUUUCCCUCCCACCAAAAAAAAAAAGGGAAAAAUAAUGGCCCCCGCUUUCUUUUUUAUUGCCACCACCUCACCAAACACAAACACAACUACAAAAUACACAUCUCACACAUUUUUACCCCCCCCCCCCCCCCCCCCCAUGGGAUGUAACAGUAACUCUGUUGUGUACACUGCCAAACAAAAUAGGAAGUGCAAUAGUGCUGCCCUCAGUUACUAUUUAUAGACCCGAAACUCAGACAAACAAACUGAAAUUAACAUUAGCGACUUCAUCACUUUUGUCUGACUUUUGUCAUGAAAAUGAGAAAAAUGACAAAACUCAGACAAAAAUUGCAAAUUAGUCACUCUAUCUCAUUUGUGUGCUAUGCUAUUGAAACCUCUACUUACUUCCUCUAUCAUAGAACAGAAACGAGAUGUCUAUGACAGAUAUGGAAAAGAGGGAUUAACAGGAGGUAAGACAAAGAAAGAUUAAUAGAAAGUGAUCUGGCCAUGAUAAAAGUGAUUUUGAGAACACGUUGUCUUGUUUUUGGUACAAGCCUGUUGUUAUUUGCCCUGCACUGGUGCAGUUAUCCCACUUCUAAGAAUAGAAUAUUAAGCACUGUUGAAAAAAUGAACAGGACUGUAUUAUUAGGGUUAAAAAUGCGAGGUAAAGCCAGCAGUUGAACAUUACACCUGAUGAUACACGACGGCUCGUUUUUUGAAUGGCUUCAAAAUCUCCCUUAUAGAUCAACUCAUUCUUGUACUAAUAUUUAGAUUUGGGUUUUUAUUGGUCUAAAAAACUGGUCAGAAAGUUUGGUCAUGUCUUUAUCAGAUAUAAAGACACUCAUUAAACAUCAAAUUCUUUUGUUUUUUCUUUAUGAAUUAUUAAUGAGUUUUUGGAGGUAUAUGCCUCUGAAGCAAAAUAUUAUAUACAUAGAAUAAACAGGUAGAAAAAAAUAAAAUAAAAUAAAAUUGAGGGUAAGGCUGAUUGGGGAGCUAAGGAAUUGGUAAUUUAUUUGUCCAAUAUUUCGACUAGACAAAACUAGUCUUCAUCAAGGAUACCAAUCUGGUCUGUCCUGACCAUCAGGGAUUAAGUUUGUAGUGCGAUUCACUAAAAAAAUUUUUUCAUUCUUUUAAAAAUGGUCAAUGUAUCCCUUAGGUGGUGGUGGCGGUCCCAGUGUUGGUGGUUUUCCUGGAUUUGACUUUCAUUUCCGUGACCCAGAUGAAAUAUUUAGGUAAGCUGCUAAUGUUUUACAAAACUUAAGUAAUAUGCCAAUGAACAUACUUAAGGAGAUCACCAGGGUUGUCACUAAGAUUUCAAGUUGCCGGGUAAACACAACAAGUAGGCGGGGAAUCAAACGGCUAGGGAUUUCUUUUGGUUCUAUUUUUCUUCUAUUUUCCAAUAAAAGUAGCUGGCAGCCACUCUCUUAGUUUUCCCCGGCCCCCGGCUCUUAAUGACAACCCUGGAUCACGUCUUAAAUUUGGGCUUUUAAGACAAGUUUAUCGAACAGUUGAAGGACUGCAAGAGUGAAGCUGUACAUUGUUUAGUGUAAACCACAGGGCCUUUUAAAUCAAUCCAAUCAAUCAAUCAGUCAAUCAAUAUUGUUUACAGUCAACUACCGAUAACUCGAACCUUUGCUAAAUUGAGCCUCGUGCUACUUGAGCCAAAAUAGAGUCCCAUGAUUUUCUUCAUACUUUUACUUCAAUUUUAUCCUUGGUAACUCAAACCCUUGAUAAUUCAAACCUUCGAAUCUGCAAACUUGAAGUGAUUUUUUUACCCUUGAUAACUUGAACUAUGUUUUAAGGGCGUGACCAGUUGAAAAAAAAUUGUACUUGCUGAAACAUUACUGACUGUGCUGACAAACUUCUUGUAACACUGAACGAACUCCGGGGUUCAAUUUCUUCAAGUGUAUUUAAACAUCAAGAUCCGUUUCACUAUGUUUCUCUCACAUCACUCACUUCUCUUCACUCACCAAGCACAUGUCUUCUGUUAAGUCACACUAUGUCAUACAGGGUUUCCAGUCCUACUCAGGCAUGAUGCCUGGCACUAAAUUACAUAACAAAUAUAUCUUGAGGACUAAACACUUACACUCCGCACAACUAAUACUAAGCUAUUGAAUGAAAGUGACAUUCAAGGUGAAUCUGGCCUGGUAACAAUAGGGCCAUUAAUUUUAUAUGAGGAAAAAUAAGACACGUCCUUAAUAAGACGCGAACUAUCUUGAAUAAACGGCACAUUAACAUGCAACUUAGCUAAGAUGCGUCUUUCUGAAGAACAGGUGUUAUGGGCUGUUCUUAGAUAAGACACAUCUUAGCUAAAUUUCAAAUGAAAUGUGCCGUUUAUACAGGAUAGUUCGCCUCUUAUUUAGGACACGUCUUACAUAAGACGUUUUUUUUCCUCCUGUAAAUGGCCCUAAUAUUCUUGAAGAUGAGGAUGGAGUUGUGAUAAGCCAACACCAAAACGCCAUGAAAACAGAAACUGUGCUAUGCCAUUGACAUGUGACUGACAUAUUAUAGCUUUUUAUGGAGGCUGUUGUUGAUGGUGACACAUCUACUGUGAAACAGCUUUCCAAAAUACUACAGUGUAAAUAGGAAUGGAUCUGCUUAUCAGCAUAGUCAUCGCCUUUUAACAAACUACUUCUCAAAACCGCAAAAUACAUGCUGUACUUAUUUGUAAGGCUUUGUUUUGUAACUUUGGGUUCUGAUUCAUAAAAUAAAUCUACAAGUCAUACCUGUUCCGUUUUCAUUUGAGAUUUGUAUAUGUGAUUAAAAUGUCCACUGAAUAGUUAAAACUAUAUUUUCCUAAUUUUCAGUCCUUCACUCCAAACUCCUGAUUACUCAGUUUUCUUUCUUCCCUUUGAAGGUUCGAGUUAUUGGGAGUCCACUGUAUUUACAGUGUACUACAGCUGUAUGUUCAGCUGUAGGCAAAUGUAAAAAUUGCUAACAGAAUAACAGUACUGCUUAAACAAAAAGAUAUUUGUAGUUAUAGCUUACGUGUGUUAAGUAAUAAAAGAUGUAUUGAACACUCUAGCACAAGUCUUAAAUAUCAUAAGAUUAUAUUAACCAGUUGAUACUUUAUAUUACUUUAUUUAUAUUUUUUCUGUAUUUUUUAAAUUUAUAUUUUUCUGCGUUGAUGAACCAUUAACAACCCUUUCCCUUUGUUCAACAGAGACUUUUUUCAGCAUGAUUCCAUGUUUGACAGUUUCUUUGGUAAGGUUGAGUUAUUGUUGUCAAUAAGUCUAGCUUUCCUUGGUUAGAGUAAUAAAGCUUUUGAGGAGUUUUGAUGAUUAAAAAGAUUGUUUUAUAAAUAUUAUUUACAACUGCAGAAAUGUGCCAAGAUCAUAUUUCUGGGGUAAAGUAAACCUCUAAAGCUAAUUGGCCAUCAUGUCUGCAGCUUGCAUUUUUCACAUGAGCAGAAAAGAAGAAAAUGAUGUUUGAAUAACAAUCCGUGCUUUUUAGUAGGUCAGCUGCAAGAAUUAUGAACUGUAGAGAGGUUUAAAUGUUCACCAGGCCAUGUUUGAAAUAAAUGCAGUGUGGUUUGUUUGCAUUUACAUUGUGGAACUGCAUAAAAUGUAACAGUCUUUUAUAUGAUGCAUGUUUGAUACUGUUUAUAUAUGAUAUUCACGAUCAGUUUCACACCUUUUUUUGAAAAACCAGGUAACCGAAACCGAAGUCAGGGCCGGAUGAGACCGAGUGACCCAUUUGCAAGUAGCUUUCCUGGUUUUAGCUUUUCUUCCAGUUUUGGAUUUGGUAAUGGUUUUGACAGUGAUCCCUUUGGUUCAAACAGGUACAGCUUGAAUGUUUCCCUGACUUCUGACACCAUGUAACUUUACCAGCAGAAAGUACUCAGGGCAGAAAAGGAUAAACACAAUGUCUAAUUUUGCUCCCUCAGUCGAACAUUGUAUUAUUUUAUAUCUUAACUUUUAUCUCAAAGUCUAGCAUUUUUAAGCACUGUAGCUUUUGGAGUACAUUAUUUUAUUCAUUAAUUUUCUUACCUUUUUCUUCCAAUCAAUGCUACCUAUCUGUUACUCUGGAUCCGUACUUAAGUACAUGUUCAUUAUAUUCUUCAUGCAUGCCAGUCUUGAUUUGUAACAUUUACUUUUUUUAAUUUCUCACUGUUAGUUUUACAUCGUUCCAAAGUUUUAGUCAUGGUGGUGGUGGUGGUGGACGUCAGGGAGGUAAUUCACUGCAUGGAUUUUCCUUUUAAUAAUAAUUAUUUUUACAGUCAAAUCUUUCCCUGAAUCAUGUGCACCUUUUCUGAGAAACCUCUUAACAUUUGAAUGUCCAUUAUUUUUUUUUUGUUUGCAAAUCAAAGCUGAUUGUGAGAAUCUUGAUUCCAAUAUUAGUAAGGUUGUGUAUUAUGGAAGUGAUGUAAUGCUUAAUAGAGCGGUUUUCACUUGACUGUCGUAAAACCAAAACCAAAGUAAAUACACUAGCCAACCAAAGGGCGUAGUAAAACCAAAACCAAACCAAUUCCUCAAUUACUUUCGACAGUCAAGUGAAAACCGCUCUAUAGAUUUCCUUAUGCUGUACUAAAGAGUCAUUAGCCUUGUACAGGUCAAUAGCUAGCCUGAAUUUCAUCCGAUUACUUCAAGUCGUUAUUACUCCCUCAGUUACAUUGAGAGGAGAAAAGGACUCGAAGCAAUCGGAUGAAUUUCAGGCUAGUCUAGAGCAGGAUAUUUUCAUAAUUUGCAUUUUUUUCUUCCUUAGGGAAUUUUAAAUCAACAUCAACGUCAACAAAAAUUGUAAAUGGAAAGAAGAUAACAACGAAAAAGUAUCUUACAUUUUUUAUAUCUAGCCUCUCUAACAGACAGUUUAUAAUGUUCUGGUUAAAUGUUAUCCUUCCAAGGUUCAAUUUUUUUAUUUUCCAAACUCAUUAUCUCAUAUUAUGGAAAACAAGGCCAAAGGAACAAUGGACAUUACAAAAUUUACAAAAAUGUACACAUGUAUUAAGCCGUCUUAGGCAAAAGGCCUGACUUUUUCACAUUUUUUUAACCAACUUAAGUUGUUCAUUUAGUUGCCAGGAUCACAUUCACUUUCAUCAUAGAAUAUACUUUUAUGGCCGAAAACGAUUUGGGCAAUACUAAAUGAUCAAGAUGGCUUAUGUUUCAUCCUCUGGUAGCAUGUAAAAAAAAACAUUUCUGAGACCUCAAAAGGUGACUGCAUCUUGAUAUAGAUUUGACUGUAUCCUGAGACUGUACUUUUGAAACUAUUGAAAUAGGAAAUAUACUCCUGGAACUCAUGCUCAUCCUUCUACCCCUCCUAGGUAUAAAAACUCUAUGUGUUUCAGGCAGCAUUUUCAUUUCAUUUUAUUUUAUUUCAUAGGACUGUUGAGAAUGGCAAAGAAACUGUUGAAGAAUGGGAAAAUGACAUUUUAAAACGACGAAUUGUAGAUGGCACUCUUCAACUCACAAACUAA
Messenger RNA from Porites evermanni, 8750 nucleotides. The record is from the annotation of a GenBank genome assembly. NCBI's taxonomy places the organism in Eukaryota, Metazoa, Cnidaria, Anthozoa, Scleractinia, Poritidae.